This is a messenger RNA of Nilaparvata lugens (brown planthopper), 13447 nucleotides long. RefSeq names its product protein dopey-1 homolog. Gene Ontology annotation, biological process: Golgi to endosome transport. Lineage: Eukaryota; Metazoa; Arthropoda; Insecta; Hemiptera; Delphacidae. The transcript has 41 exons. Gene Ontology annotation, cellular component: endosome; trans-Golgi network. Bases 165 to 8477 code for a protein of 2770 amino acids. The record is from RefSeq and is a predicted model, not a curated record.
CACAAUCAUCUGAGAGCGAAGUGGAAAAAGAAGAAUAACGUCUGUAAAAUGUAAAACGUUAUUAGGGAUUUUGUAACCUCUUGUCAUCGAAAUGAGAAAAAUAAAAUUAUUUGUAAAUUUCUGUUGCUAUUUAUUCCACAAGUAUUAACCACAGUAUUUCAACUAUGGGAUCAAUAGCUUUGGAGGAGUAUGAGCUUAUGAAAGACUCUAAAUACCGUCUCUACGUGCAGGCUGUGGACAAAGCUCUGAAAAGUUUCGAAUACACCAGUGAAUGGGCUGACCUGAUAUCAGCUCUAGGAAAAUUAAAUAAGGUUCUAGUGAGCUACACGAAGUUCCCUGUGAUACCGCGACGGAUCAAGAUCAGCAAGCGGCUGGCGCAAUGUAUGCACCCGGCUCUGCCGUCUGGUGUACAUCUCAGGGCACUCGAGACAUACGACAUCAUAUUCAAGUGCAUGGGAACCAAUCGGCUUAGCCAUGAACUGUUCAUCUAUAGCGCAGGGCUGUUCCCUUUGCUGGGCCACGCGGCCAUAAACGUGCGCCCGUCGCUGCUGACCGUCUACGAGACACACUUUGUGCCUCUCGGCAAGCGACUGGGGCCUGGCCUCAGUGGCUUCCUCAGCGGGGUGCUGCCUGGCCUCGAGGAGGGAUCCGAUCACUUUGAGAGGACGAACGCGCUGCUUGAGAAAGUGUGCGAAGGCGUGGGAGCGUCGCACUUCUACGGCUGCCUGUGGGACUGCCUGGCCUCGAAUGCAGCCGUCCGUCUGCCCGCCAUCUUGUUUGCGUUGGCACACUAUGACAAGCGCCUCUCCACCGAGGACCAGCUGCAUGUCAUGGGCACCAAUGUCGAUGUUAUGGUAAAUGGAUUGUGCGCAUGCGUACAAGAUACGAGCGUAUUGGUGCAGCGAAGCGCUCUCGACUUCCUAUUGGUCGGAUUCCCGAUGCACAACAGCCAAUUGCUACGAUGCGAUAUGGUGCGACUUGUCACUGCUGCACUAUCUACAAUCCUACGCCGAGACAUGUCUCUCAACAGGCGUUUGUACGCUUGGCUGCUUGGCUCUGAGAUAAAUAUUGCUCUUUUAAGCCCCGAACAUCCACUAGUAAAACGCAGUAAAACGGCUGACUCGAUUACAAGCAACAUCAGCACCAGCCAGUACUUCGAGCUCUACUCAAGGGAAAUGCUUGUCUUGGCAAUUAAAACAUUACUGGACCAAGCGACAGGACAGACGCCCCAUGACCUUCGACCUUACCGACUGCUCGUGUCUCUACUCGACAAACCCGAUAUUGGGCCUGUCAUUCUAGACGACUUUCUCUUCGAGGUUUUCAGACUACUUUACCUGUGCUGCAACAGCAGCGCGCCUGCGCCAGAAUCACACAUCAGUGCUGCCAACAGCAGCAGCAGCAGUCACAAGUCGAACAGUGCCGAGCUGGUGAAGUCGGCCAACCUGCUGUUCGGCUCCCUGGAGCCGCGCUACCUGUGGCAGUACGUGGGCACCCUGGUGGCGGCUGCUUGCUGCACGCGUGGAGGCGGCGCCUCGUGUUCCACCUCCACCUCCGCCUCCACAUCCACGUCAAGCUGGAGCGCAGCCGGCGAAGGGUAUGUGCGGCGUGUGGGCAGCGGCGAUCCCAGCCUAGUUGAGGUGUGUGCCCUGGCCGAAUUCCUGUUGGAUACGGUGUCACUGGAGACGUACUCGGAAACGCCGACCGAACAUCUGCCCAGUCUGUUCCUGCAGAUAGUGACCCUGCUGACCGAGCACUGCGACACGCUCAGUCCUCUGCAGACCGCCAAGGGCCUGCAGCUCUGCGCUAAAAUACUCACCAGGGUGCAACCGACUGUGUUGGCCCACCAAUCGCUAAGCCAGACAGCAGACACGGGCUAUGGCAGUGGAGGCGAACCAAGUCUCACAUCUGCCACAGCCACCGAGAUAUCAUCGUCGCUCGCCCCUAGCUCAAUUGUUUCCGCUAGGGGGCAUCUUACCCCCUCCACCACACCUUCUAACAGCCUACCUGGUAGAAUGGACCGAUCGCCGAGUUCGCUGCCAGCCAAUGUGAGCAUGGCCGCCGAUAACGCGAGCACCAACUCCGACUCGAUGGUGUCGUACGCCGGCGAGGAUGGCGCCGCCGAAAGCAAAGAUGGUGGCGAUGGGGGUGUGAUGACGUCAUCAACGAGGGUGAGGGCCGGCGAGGGGAGUGGCGGAGGAGGUGUGGAUGAGCAGCAGAACAUUUUGGAGCAGUGUCUGCGCCAGUACGAAAAGUUCUAUGUCAUGUUUGUGUACGGUACUAGGUUGAAGGUGGGUGAAACGAAAAGCAUAUCGGUGCUGUUGGAAUCGCUAAAAAUCAAGUCGACCCAGGCCAGCCACGAGGAUAGGGCCAAACAGCUGGAAACGCUGCUGCGUGCCGUGCUAAUGGAAGACAAGGAACAGGAUGUGGGCGAUGAAGAGGCGGAUGACUUCUACAACAGUCUCAACUCGAGAGUAGGAGGCGGAGCUUCAUCAUUGUCGGCUACCACAGCAGCCAAUCAGCGGCCGGGGGGCGUGGCUAGUGGUGGAGGGGGUACCGACGGUGCCGGUGAUGGGGGUGAUGGAGGGGGCAGUGAGACGGCGGCCAUUUUGGUGCGACGCGCACAGGGUGAGGCGGGGGUUGAGUGGACCGAGGCGAUGCGAGUGGCGUCGAGGCUGCUCGUCGAUCUGUCCACGCUGCAGACCUACUUCCAGUCGGCGGCUAGCUCCAGGCUGCUCGAUGGGGGCGAGGUGGUUGACUCGAGCGUUGGCAGCAGCCUAGUGGACAGUAGCGUAGAUGUGCUGCCGGAGUGGCUUAGAGUGUUGAUAGUGUGCGCGUGCUGGUUAAGCAGUGCGGUGUCGCUACAGCUGAUCGCCAUUUCCACUCUACUCGAUCUGGUCACUCUAUGCCGGACGGCGCAGUCAUUGGUGGGCGCCGCGCAUGCGCAGACCAGUGUCACACCCGUGCUCAUUGUGCCGCUACUCACGCCUGCGCAUCUCAGAUACAUUGAGCAUCAUACUAAUGUGUUUCAGGUGAUAGCGCACCGACUGUGGAUGCAGCUGGGCAGCCGGGUGCACCGCGUGGGCUGCGUGGAGCUGCUGCAUCAGCUGCAGUCGGCCAGCUGCGACGUGGUCGAGGACUGCCUGGGCGAGGCUCUACUCGCAGCUGCAGACGGCCGUCGGCUUCUGGCCUUCAGGCGCUUCGCCACCCUCUGGCACAUCGGCCGCGAGGUCAACGCCCGCCUCGGCAGCUCGCUCAGGGUCUCCGAUAUAUUCUACAAAUCGAUGCUGAAGAUGCUAGACAACCUGCAGCUACCCGAGAGCAGCGCACUGAAGGUGGAGGCACAGAGCUGGCUGCUGCACUCGCUGUUGCGCGGCGACAUGCACCGCAUCGUCGACCCCAUCCUGAUGAUGCUGCUCGACCCAGCGACGGCGCGGCUCAGUGUGCUGCAUGUGCACAUCGAGAGUGCCCCGGCCGAUUCUCCGUCCGAGCCGUUCGCCGUCCCGACCAGUGACGCGACAAGCACUGUUUACGCCAUCAGCUCGGUUGAUGGCAACGUUAUCUACCAUGUUGCCGAAAAGUGUCCAAAAGUAAACUUUAGUCAGAAAGCGACCACACCAUCAGCUACCUCUAAAAGCAAACGCAUCUUUGCUGUGACGACACUGGCUGGGGGAGGGCAGGACUCCACCAAGCUCAACCACCGUUACAUCACUGAGAAACAACUGCUGGCCGGCGAAGACACCACUGACAACAACUACCAAACCCACUCCAAGACCCUGUCUCUACUGCAGAACAUCUCCGUCUUCGUUAAUCCGUUCUCCACCGACAAAACAACGCACGUAAUAAACACGGAUUUCGACGAUUACUAUGAAGAACAGAAGGAAAACGUCGGCGAUUUCGCGGGAAAAGCUGUGCGGGUGACUGAUUUGGACAAAAAUAAGAGUAAAUCUGUGGAGGGAUCUGAAAGACUAUUGGAUAAAGGGGGAGGGUUGGAUAAGAAGAAGAAGAGUUUCGCGCCGAGGAAUAAUUCGUUCACGUCGCUCGAUCAGGAGUUGGCGAAGAGUUCGUUGAAUCUAAUCAAUCCGACGCUAAAGCUGUCGUCAAUCGACUUGGAUUUGUUGAAUUUGUCGUCGUUGACCGACUCGCUGUUCACUAAGAUUAGCGAUGGCGAAGUGACGUCACAGGCUAGUAAUAAGGACCGCGCGUCACGAGGUUCCGUGUCGAGCGACGGCCCCAGUCCCGUGGAAGGUGGCGGCGGCGGAGGGAGCGGCGAAGGGCCGGAGUCCUCGCAGCUGGUUCGCAGCUGGUCGUUUCCCGAGAAGGAUCGCAAGAGCAAGAAGCAGCAACAGCAGGAAUCGGCCGGUGUUGCCAGCUCGUCCGCGCCGGUAACAGCGGCAACGCUGGACGAGUCGACUCCGGCCGAAGAGUACAACUUUGGUCCAGUGGCUGCGGCGGCUGGUGACAGUUUGUCGACGUCGGUUGAUGACGGCGUCGUCGCUACCGCCACAGAUGUCAACGGUGACAAAGUGGAAUUCGCUAUUGGCGAGAGUGAAGGAACACCGAAACAACAGCACACAUCGUCGCUAUCUGAAUCAAGUGUCAGGUCCAAUUCGACUAAAUCUUCAUCAUCGACAUCGUCUCGAAGCAAGGACACCACCAUCAAGACACCCGGCCACGCACGCACGCCCAGGAUCACUCAAGGUGGCACUCAGGUGAGUGCUAGCGUGAAUGGUGCCAAGCUGUCGCAGCCGCAGCCGCAGCAGUCACAACAGAAGUCGUCCAGUGUGGACCAGCUGCACUCGCAUCUGCUGCUCUACUGCGGCGUCUAUGACUCACUGCGCACACUCUAUGCGCUGCAGACCCUGCGCAACAUACUCACCACCAAUGCGCGCGCAUUCCUCUGCGCUGCCGCCACCACUGGUCUGCCGGCGAGAUCUCCGUUGCUGAAGCUGUUAGCUCGCCACCGUAAGUCGAUAUUCGGGCGUGGCUUUGGGGGCGACCUGGACGGGAGCGGUAGCGGAGGAGGUGGCAGUGGGGGCGGUGGAGCCGGUGGCGGAGGCGGCAGGAGCAGCAUGUACCUGGAGGUGUUGAUCUGCACGUGUCUCUACUACAUGCGUAGUUAUUAUCCCAACUUGGCCGCCCAGACCAAACUCACGCAUGAGGAGAUUUCUGGCAACAGGCAGAUCACUGGCAGAUCUCCGUUGCUGAAGCUGUUAGCUCGCCACCGUAAGUCGAUAUUCGGGCGUGGCUUUGGGGGCGACCUGGACGGGAGCGGUAGCGGAGGAGGUGGCAGUGGGGGCGGUGGAGCCGGUGGCGGAGGCGGCAGGAGCAGCAUGUACCUGGAGGUGUUGAUCUGCACGUGUCUCUACUACAUGCGUAGUUAUUAUCCCAACUUGGCCGCCCAGACCAAACUCACGCAUGAGGAGAUUUCUGGCAACAGGCAGGUGCAAAUCUGCAGCGUGGAGCUGUUGUCACUGAUCAGCUGCGAGUUGUCGGGCAUUGUGCGAGACAGCGGACACGGACUGGCCUGCUAUCUCAACGAUCUGCUCUCAAGGGUCAAACUGCAAAAGGUGGCGCUCCACUGUGUGCUGUCGAUAGUGCAACAGCAACAGCAGCGGAGCAAGAGGGGUGGGGGUGGUAGUGGGGGGAGUGGAAGUGGGAGUGGUCGCUCGUUCACGCAGGAGAUCCUGGCCUUCAACGAGGAUGCCGUCGCGGGAGACGACUGUGAUGACCUAGCUGAGGGAGCAGUCAGCCGCCAUUCCGAGGCCUUCCAGGUCCAACUCUUGAGAUUCCUACUAGCGCUGCUAAUGCUAGAACACGAGGUGAACUCUCGUCGCGGCAGCAGUGGUGGGGGAAGCGAGGGGGGCGCCGAGCAGCAAACUGCCUCGUCAGCAACAUCAGCAGGCGAGCAGCAGCAGCAUCAGCAGCAGCGGAGGGGGAGCGAGGCGGGGGAGGUGCACUAUGUAGCCGGCAAGGUCAUACCGCAGCAGCCCAUGUUUCUCGCCGCCAUUGUCAAAGCGCUAGAGCAGCAAGGCAGGGCCUGCUACUCGCAUACGCAUUGGACUGCUCUGGUGACGUGCGCUCUACCGUACCUGGGCCCCGCCCUGACCCGGGUGGUGACAACAGUGGUGCGACUGAUAUGCGCCAACAUAGAGGCCGUGUCCAAGGCCUACUACCAGCCGGACAGCAGUGUCACUAACAAAACCGGCAACGGGUUUCCAGCUGACUAUGCCAUUACUCAGGUGGAGGCGUUGACGGUGCUGUGUCACUACUGCCUGCUGGACUCGGCCACGCCCUUCAAUCAACCCUUGUUGGCCGUCAGUGGGACCACCCCCGCCCAGAUAUUCAACAACCUCAUACACGUCUUCAUGCCCUCGCCCAUGGCUGUGCACGACCAAGUGAAAGAAAGGCAUGAGCCUCAGCAGGCGGCGCGCAAAGCCGUGCUAGGAAGUCUUCCAAGAGUAAUUUCCAGUGUGGCCUGUAUAUGGCAGGCACUUGUAUCCAAUAAGGAGAGAGAGAGCGAUAACGUGGAAGCGGGCAGCCCACGCGUGGUGCGGCAACAGCUGUUGGAGUUCCUGAGUCCCAUCGCCCUGCAUCACGGCACCAGCUUCCUCGCCGCCAUGGCUGUCGUGUGGAGGGAGCGGCGUCCCUCCCCUCUCCCCUCCUCCACCACCAAUUCCACCGCCACAUCUUCGGCAUUACCAGUGGCGAGUGAAGGCCAGCAGGUGUUGGUGCAGUUGUUGAGUGCCAUCAAAGCGAUGCCCAUUGACACCCUCGUCAAGACAUUGCACGAAGUUGUCAGGCAACCGGCUCUCAAUCAGGAAACAGCAGUGAGCGUGGAGGUGAGUUCGCUGGAACUGUUCGUUCACUACGUGCAACUGAUCCCUGGCGUGUCGCUGUCGGAGAGUUGGCCCUCCCUGCUGGCCCUGCUCAGGGAAGGACCCUCGCUCUCCCCUCCCGCCCAGUUCCUCCUCCUCUCGGCCCUUAGUCAGUUUGUGCACCGCUGUCCGCCACUCCAGGACAAAAAGGACCAGAAGGACUUGCAGGAUAUCACCGCACGGUUGGUGGAGUCCUGUUCGCAAAUAGCGGGCGCAUGCCUAGAGCAGACCACCUGGCUGAGACGCAACCUCGCCGUUAAAGAGGACGACUUUGUGCCCCAACAAGAUAAGGAUGUCGACAAAUAUGAAGAACUGGACGCAGAUACGUUGACCGACUACGACCGAGAAUGGCCGAGUCUGUCCGAAGAAAAGCUCUCGUCACCGGAAAAAUCAUCGGGAAAAUCGUCCUCCUCUCGAAACAAGUCGAAACUGAAACGUGUGACGAAGAAAAUCCGACAGGACGCGGAAAAACUGCAGAUCAAAGCAUUGCACCAGUGGUUUAUGCGAGCCUUUGUUCAUGAAAAUUCAAAUUUUGCGCUCGAUUCGUCGGCUGAGUCGUUGCGAAAUGGGAGCGGGAGUUGUUCGGCGGCGCAAUACAGUGUUGCCGCGCAGACUGUGUUGGCUCAACUGUUGGCACCACUGCUCGAUGUCAGCUACGGCAGUCAGGAGAAGGAACGGGUGGUCAACCUGCUCACCACCAUCAUGUACAACGUCACGCCCUAUCUCAAGAACCACUCGCAACGCAACGCGGCCAGCUUCUUUGCGUGUUCUCAGCUGUUGGCAAGCCUGUCGUCGUUCCAGUACACGCGCAAGGCGUGGAAGAAGGACGCCAUGGAUCUGCUCCUGGACUCGGCUCUCUUCCAGAUGGAGGCGCGCUCGCUCACCCACUGGCGGCAAACUGUCGACAACCUCAUGUCCCAGGACACAAACACCUUCCGCGAUCUCCUCGGUCGUGUAUCAUUUGGUCAGGGCAACUCUUUGAGUAUAUUCAGCAGUAAAGAGCAGGAGUACGAACAGAGAGCACAGCUGCUGAAGCGGUUGGCAUUCGUGAUACUAUGCAGUGAACGAGACCAGUUUCACAAGCACACGCCCGAUAUUCUAGAACGGUUAGCGGAAAGUCUCCGUUUACCCCAGGCAGUACCAGGCGUGCAGGCUCAGGUGUUUUUGUGCUUCCGAGUGCUCCUUCUGCGCAUGUCCCCACACCACGUGACCUCCCUCUGGCCAAUCAUCGUCUCCGAAAUGGUGCAGGUGAUGCUGCACAUGGAGCUCGAACUCUCCACUGAUACUGACGAGUUCAGACGCAAUAACAGGUAUCGGUGGGCGUUUGUGGAGAGUCAAAUAGUGACGGCUCAUCGCGAGCAGACCAAAGUCGACUUCAUCCCUCACGUGACCAGAAUCGCCAGAAUAAUGGACAGCAAGUUUGGCCCAAUCAAGGAGAUGCCUGAGGGGGCACUGCUGCCGUCAGGCACCAACAUACAGGCCAUCAGGGAGCUGCAUCCCUUCUUCACGGCCAUGAGCAACGGCUACAACACUGCGCUUUCACUAACCGACAUCGAAGCCGACAUAGAACUCGAUUUCCUAGAAACUAUGCCGGCGCGAUAGGAACAUUUAUUGCCGAAUUCGCUGAUAAUUGUUUAGUUUGAGUCGUCGAAAAGCGGCUGUAUGUUUUGCCGAAAAGACUGACUUGUUGGUUAUUACUUAUCAAAAGAGGUGUGUCAUCUGAGUGGUUUGAUGCAAUGAUCAAUAAUGAGAAUCACUUUAAAAUAACAGCGUUGGUUGAAUGGGAAGCAUUGAUGUAAUAUGUAAGAAAUGCUGACAAGAUUUGAAGUGAACCUGACUUGAGUCCAGCUUCCCGAAGAGUUUCUGCUCUCUUGGCAGAAUAAAAAUCCAUUGGCUUUUAUUGAGGAGUUCACACUUUGGGAGAAUGAAAAUGAGUGAACACUCCUAUAGGAACCAAUGCUAUUCUUUUGUGUCAGCUGAACAGAAAUUCAUUGCUUGAGAACGCUAUUAGGACACCCCACCGUUAGUUAUGUAUUGCACUAUCAAAGGUUUUAUGAGAAGAUUUGACAAAUAUUUCGUGAUAACAUUACUUACAAUACUCGUAGAAGACCAAUGAGUUUGUUCAGAUUCACUUGUUUGAUCAGAUAUAUUAUGAAUUUCAAAUCAAUUUUUCCUUCUUGGUUUUAUUUAUAAAAUACUUUUAACAGUACCUCAAAAUCAAAAGGCUGAAAAAACAUCGAGGAUAGAAAUGAUAGAACUGUUUCUCUAUUUAUUCAAUUCAAAAGGUUUUCACAAUCAUAUUAUUGAUUUCUUAUCAUAUUUUUCAAAACUUCUAUCUAAGAUACUAUUUAUUACACAAUUUUUUGCACCGUAAAUUACAUUACUUUUCAAACUACAACUUUCAUGGUGUUGAAAGUUGAUAGUGUUGGUGUUUAAUUAUUACUUUUAUGCAAUAGAAUUACUAUUCUAAUGCUAUCAAGUUAAUGAGCAGUGUUCUGUGAUUAUGAUUUUAAUAAUAUAUAAUCCCAAAUUAAAUCACCAAAAAUUUUUGAAGGAUAACUUACCUUACACUGAUAUUAUUUGUCAAAACUCUGAUAUAGAAUUUCUUUGGUUGUGGAAUAUUGGCCGAAAUAAAAAAUAAUGUUAUAGUGAAAAGUCUACGCUUCAGCUUUAUUACAAUAAUAUUAUAAAUACUCGGAUGGUGAAAACAAGCAAACUGUAUUAGUAUGUUUUGCCUAAAAAUCAGUUGAUUAAUUUUUGAAUUGUGCCUUCAAAUAUAACGUACAUAGCGUACACACAUGUAUAUAGUAUUGUAAAAUUUAAAUGAUAUUUGUAUUAUAAUUUGUUUCAAUUAUUGAUUUUAACUAUACAAGUCCGGUUACCUUUUGUCUAAUAUGAUCAAUGAAGAGGUGGUUUGUGAACAGGACUUGAGAAAUAAUAUACAUAUACCCUGUGGUUCGGAGCCCACCUUUGAUAGUAGAUCAGUAUGAUGUAGAUUACAACCUACAUAAUAUUUGAACUAUUUGACAAAAAUUAAGAAAUUUUGGACAAUAUUCUAUUUUUCUGAAUAUUGCAUUUGUUUGCUUCAUCCAAUACAUAAAUGUUUUUGCUAAAUGGCGAAAUGUUAGGGUCUCCCUACCAAUAUAAUUCUUAGAAAUAAAAAAUGUCAUGAUUAGAAGUUAAAAUAUAUUUCAUAAAUUUACAUUACAGAUUGAAUGAAACUUUUCUUGUGAAUUUCAAUUUUUUUAUCGAUUACCGGUGGUUCGGACCACAGCCAGACUGUAGGACUAUGAAUAUCAUUAGAUCCUUGUACUAUGCUCUACUUGUGGCUUUUUAUAAUUUUAUUAUCAUUUUCAGUGACUUGAAAAUUAUGUUUUUCUAUUUAGUUGUAGAGUGGCUUAAAUUUGACCGUAUUGUUCCAUUCAACUCAAUUCUUUAUUCCUCAUUGAUAGUGUAUUUAUUAGGCUAUACAUUAACACAAUAUGAUCUUUUCCUAAAAAAUGUUCCAUUGAAUUCGAGAAAUAUUCCUGCAUCAUGAAAUUUUGUUACAAGGUUAGCUUUUUCAAAAACACAUUAAUAAAAUAUUUACCCAUUUUUAUCUCUUGCCAUUUGACUUACAUUUCAAUACAUUUUAUGAACUUAAACUUCUGAAAUGUUAUUUUUUGUUUCAUAACAUUUACUGUUGUUUAUAACAUUUUUCUCGAUUUUUCAUUGCUUGUGAUAUUAUUUAUUUUAUUGCGCUUUUUGAUUAUUAUCCAUAUAAAAUUAUGUUGAUAUUCAAUUAAUUAUUUUAAGUAUUGAAUUUGUUAAGUUUGUAAGAUAAUAUUAUGCUUUAUUAUUAUUAAAAUAUUCAAAUCUAUUUCAUUAAAAGAUUUGGUCGGAUUAUAAAUUAUCAUGGAAUCAUUAGUCAAUAUCAGUUAAUUGAAUUUAUAAAUAUUAUUGCAUUUUUCCAUUUUUUCCUCUCCUCUGAAUUUAUAAUAUUUAUUGUUCAUUUUGUUAAAUAUCAGAUUUAAAACAUCAGUCCUACUAGUAAGAUCUAAUACAGCACUAGCAUAAUAUCGAACUUAUCCUUCUCGGUGAUGUACGUUGAAAAUCAUAAUUACUUUUGAAAGAGUUGACUAUUGUACAAUAUGAUUCUUCUACAAAAUACUGUUUCAAUUGAUAUAAUUAAAAUGCAAAUAAUAUAUUAAUAUAUCUCCCACCAAUAAUCAUAUUUUAUUAACUCUUAGAUAUAUUAUUACAGCAAAACUGCUCAAUUGAAGAUUAAUUAGUUGAAAAUGAUAAUCUCGAUUAUAUAUUGAUCAGAAAUAAGCAUUAGAAAAAUGUAUGAGACCUUUAUCUUUUGAUUGUAUUUAUCUGUAUAUAAUGAAUUUCCAUGGAAGAGGGACCUAUUAAUAGGAAGUUGCGAAAGGUCUUCAAGAUUGUUGAAUUGUAUCAAAAUAUUCACCAGAUGAUUCAAAUGAGAAAGAUUUCACAUCAACCUUUCACAUAUUUUUAUAGAACAAAGAUCUCAAGAAAUUUCCAUCAUGGCUUUAUUUCAAUGCGCACAUUUGUAGGAUUCUUGUAUUAUUUUAAUGAUGCAUAAGGCCUAUACAUGUUAACAUAACAUUAAUUAUUGUAGUAAGCUCUCAACCCAGCAAACCAAACAAUUCUCGCAACUUCCGUUUCUAUUCAGAUAUUUUCUCAAUAUUGUAAACUGAUUUUAGGAUUAUAAAAAAAGAACCAGAAUUUCUCAAUAAAGGCCUACCUGUUAUUUUUAUUUUCAUAAUAGGUCUUAAAUUUUGUGUUAAAUUGAACUCAAGACUAAAAUCAAUUAUUGAAAUAUAUUUUCAAUGCUACUGAGAAGACACAAGUUUUUAGAAAUAAUUUUUUGUUCUCUUUAUUACUUGAAUAAUUACGUUGUUUUAUUGGGAACAAUAUAAAAUGUCGCUUUCUUCCAGUAAUUAUAAGAUAAUAAUAUAAUAAAACGUUAAUAUUUUGAAUCGUUGUAUUUUUCCAUUAUUUUUAAAUUUCUCAAGACUUAGUAAAAUUGAUUUGUUAUAUAACUUCCUUCAUAAAAUUUCUAUCAGUUUUCAUUAAGCUAAUCAAAAUUUAUCAGUUCUCAAUGAAUAAAACUGUUUGAAAAACUUGAGUUUAUAUUUUGAUUUUUUCAUGUAUAUAAAUGUGUGAUUAAGCAAAACAAACAUUGAGAAUUUAAAAAAAUUUCGGUGCAUUCUAGAGUUACCUUCUUGCUGAUAUCUAAUAUUAUGUAAUAUAUAAUAUAAUGUAUAUUAUAUAUUAUGCCUAUCUUACUGUAUAUUCCUCUUUCUAUCGUCAUAAAUUGGUGUAAGAACAGAUUAGCGAAUUUUUAGAGAAAUUGACCCAGAAUAUUUUAAUGGUCACAGAAGAGUUGCACUAUAAUGACUUUCUUGGAAGAGAAUCUUAUUUUUAUCAUUAGAAUCGUUUACAAAAAUGUCAUAACCUUGGUAAACUAAUUUAGCAUGAGUGUUGGUAGUGAUUUGUGAAAUUGUCGAAAAUUAUAAAAAAAUUUAAUGUUAUUCUAAAGUUUUAGAUUGAUUUUUAAUUUAUUAGUGUAGGUGAGUCUACAAGUAAGGUAAUUGCUGAGAGUAAACUAAUCGUUAUAAUGUUUUUUCCAUAUUUUUUGGAAAUUUACAUUUCAAGUACUUAAUGCCCCUUUACUCCUCUAAUCUAUGAUGUAAUAUUGGUUUUAUGAUAAUUUAUUCUCAUAAAUCGGGUUCAAUUAGAUUCAUCACAAUGGAUGUGCGAGCCUUUAAACUUUUUGAAAUGACUUCCAGAUUUUGUUGAUUAUUCAAAACUUCUCCAAUUAAUGUUCAGAAAUCCCCUCAUCAUUUUUAUCCCACAACCCUAUCUUCGUUCAUAGAUCACUGCUUUCCUGGGUUCGAAUCUUGGCUGUGCAUCGCAUACUCACUUAUUUUCAACCUUGGACGUGUUAGAAACUGAUGUGCUAACUCUUUUCAACGAAAAUUGAAUCAAUUCUUCCCUUACACAAUUAUUUCUCUCCAUCUCUCCAAUAAAAUGGAGUUUGUUGUUUUAUUUUACUGCUGAGGGUUUCUGUUUAUAAUAAUUGAAUUAGAGUUGAACUGGGUGACAAUUUCCUCGUUUAGUCUUCAAUAAACUAUUUCUCAGAAUUUAUUGUGCAUUCCGAAAUUUAGUGAUUCAUCAACUUUCUGUGAUUACAUCAUAACUCAUAAAUUUUCUCUACUCGAAACGUGUCAACUAACUCUUUAUCAACUAUUAAGUUUAGGUAAUUUUCAGAUACUAGUGUAUUAUAUUUUUAAAAACAAUUAUCAAACAUAGAGGUAAACAUAUUUCUGUGUAAUUUUGUGAUAUAGACUGUAGUUGUUUUUGUUCUGGGGAGUGGAGAGGGGUUUAUAAAAGUUUUACAAGCGAAUAUUAUUAUAUAAUUUUAUCAUCGUUGGUCGAUCUUAAUUGUAUAAUUUUAUCAACGUAGUGCAAUGUACAGAUUAAAGUUUAUGCUUUAAAUUAUAAUAGAUUAAUUAUUAUGUAAUUCAAAUUAUUGUAAAAUAUAAAUAAAUAUGAACUAUUGAUUA